GAAUAUAUAGGCAGGCUAACACAGGAGGUGCAUAAGCAGAAAGUACUGCUUAGAGAGAUGUCAGACGAACUACGCCGCCUCAAGUCGCUCCUCGACGAAAUGACAGAAACUGCGGAGCACAGGAUGUUCACCGUGUUCUGAUUGUUGCUUGACAACAUGAAAGAUAUAGACGUUACUCGUCUGAGGGGGGACAUGUCAGCCAGACUUCAGGCAAUUGUUGAAACGAAGAACACCACGUUCGACGAGUUUCAGGCAUGGCUGGAUAUUGAAAGAGAAAGGUGCACCGCAGUCUUGAAGCGGUUCUCCGCCCACGUCACGAAGACAACAAACGGAGAGUCAGACGGAGGGGAUGUCAUGUGUCUUGCCUGCUGCGGAAAGUGUGUGCUGAAGGAGGGGUGGGCAUCGUACAAUAGCCAAGAUUACAACAUAGGUUCGCUACCUACGACGGCACGCAGCGUCGUUGACCUCUUAGCCUUCGCCGAGGACUGCAUUCGCCACUGUACGGAAAUCGUCGAGGAGUACGGUCUGAGUGAAGUGGGUGUCGGGUCUGUUAAUGACGAGCUUCCUGCAAAAAUCGCGUCUCUGCUGAGCAGUUGCGAAGACGUAAUGGAUUCCGUGCAACACACUCGAGGCAGGUUGUUGGCUGGAGAACUGACGGUGACAUGUAUGGAAGGAGAUGUUGUGGGAUGUGGAGAAGGUGAAACGAAGAAGGGAAGAGAAGAAGCUGACAUACCAAUCGGAGCGUGUUCGAAAAAUGGGGCCACUCUUGGGAAGGAUUCGCCUGCGCCACACACGGAGCCUGCGAUUCAAUCGAAUGUCAACGGCGUGGAGACAUGCGCGAUGGAGACCCAGGACAUUGUCAAGGGUAUCGCAGUUGUCAGCAACGAAGGGAUAUCGGCUGGAGCAAACACCACAGACUGUGCAGUGGUCCUUGCGGCAAUUUGUGAGCAGACUGCAAACAUGAUGACGGAUGGUGAGGCCAGUGAGAAUGAUGCAGGGUGUGUUGUUGCAGACGAGAAUGUGGUCAGGACGUCAGUAGGAACUCUCUUCCCCUAUGACAUCAAUUGGGUGCCUGGUCGUCUUCAACCGGGUAUCGUUGGAGGAGCGCCGUGCUUCGCGUUCAAAGUCAAUGGGGAAUGGGUUCCAUAUCACGCCCCCAAAGCGACGUCGUGGAGGGGCGUGACUCUGUCAAUCAUCUUCGACAGAGUGCUGAGGUUGAACGAUGAGCACAGAGAUGAUGCAGAGGAGGAGGAUGAGGAAGAGUACGAGGGGUCUGACGUGGAGGUGAGCGGCAGCGACGUCAGCAGCGACGAAGAGGACGACGACAAUGAUGUGUACUACGAUCUCAAGACGGCCUGUGGACAAGUAACCAAAGGUUGGGCACAUGCAAUCCUCAGGUCUUUGAAAGUCGUGGGAAAGAAGGACAAGUGCCGGAAGAAAUCGAGGGCCAAAAAGAAGCAGUCGAAAGAGCAUCGCAGAAGCGGCGCCGGCCCCUCUGCGAAAACGGAGCACAAGCGCAGCCGCAAAUCCGGAUCGAAAGUUGUAGUCCCUUCGAGUGCACGGGAGAUUUCAACGUUGAAAGAACGUAACGAGUCGCCCCCCUCGACCCCCGUCCGGGGAAAGCGCGGAAGCGGCGCCAAGAACCGUCCGCCAAGGGCCCCGGAAAAAAGAUCGCGGGAUGAUAGAAGUGCGACUACGCACCGCAGAAGAAAGAAGAGAAUAUCCUACAAAGACGACAGAACAGUGGAGACAAUCGAUCUUAGAGGGUCUGACGACAGGCACAGCGGACCCCAAGUGGAAGAAGAGGAGGAACACGACCGUUCCGCGCCAGAGAAGUCAGAUGGUGCGGAGGACGAGGGGCCAGGAAACGAGGGAGACGAUAGGGAUUCUUCACGCAGAGAAUCGCAAGACACCGAUGAGGACGACGACAGCGACGGCAAGUCGGCCAGCGAGAGAACCGGCGAAGACCAGAGCGCCGCUUCGGAAAGAGGUGGUUCGCCAUUUCCUUCGAGGACGCUGCGCAGAGAAGGAGAACGACAGGCACGCAAUGACAGCGACACCGAGGAGCGUGUCGGUGACAGACAAAUCGUACAGCACGUCAGUGCCGCCGAAAAAGGUCGACGCCACCUGAUUACGCAGGAGCUUAUCGCACCGAUCGUGCAAUUGGCAGACGAUCUCUCGCCCGACAUCUAUUUUCAAAGUGACGACAGUCCUGCUCCGCACAUUUUCGAGCGAUCAUUAGAUCCGUACCUUCAGUGGACUGUGUGCUUGGAGGAACCUAGGGACGAGGAUACCCUACCAUCGCGGCAGGAGUAUCUGAAGCCGUACGAGAUCAUCCCUCACGCCUUCUAUUCGAGGGCAGAGGAAGUGGUGAUCGACAACGACGAAGAAGAAGAAGACGACGACGAGGAAACAUCGGAGGAGGGAAGCUAUAGUGAACAUAGCGAGGGCGAGCUGAGCAAAGGAGAAGAGGAGGAAGAAGAAACCGGAUCCGAGUGGGAAGCCUUGCUGAAGGAAGCGACGCGUACGGGAACGGAGGCGGAAGAUCCGGAAGAGGCGCGAAAGCGCGAAGAAAUUGCCACCGGGAAGCGCCACCUCAAGUACCGCGCGACGGAGACGGAGCCGAUCCCCCUCCUCCUCCAGCCCCACCCGUCCCCCAGUUCGCCCACGUACCGAUGCGGGCGAUAGGCCUUCAUCCUCGGACGCUCUCCCGCCGACCCUUUGACUUCCUCACCCUUGAGCAGAUCCGUACCCCCGUCACCUU
Chara braunii is the source of this 2764-nucleotide messenger RNA. The record is from the annotation of a GenBank genome assembly. NCBI's taxonomy places the organism in Eukaryota, Viridiplantae, Streptophyta, Charophyceae, Charales, Characeae.